Molecule: messenger RNA, 1240 nt
Organism: Vigna umbellata (rice bean)
Lineage: Eukaryota; Viridiplantae; Streptophyta; Magnoliopsida; Fabales; Fabaceae
Product: rac-like GTP-binding protein ARAC8
Biological process (GO): small GTPase-mediated signal transduction
Molecular function (GO): GTPase activity; GTP binding
Source: RefSeq, a predicted model, not a curated record
UAAAAAAGAAAAGCAAUUGGCAGGUACAAGAAAGAGGGAAUGAGUGAGAAUCAUGUGAAGUGCCGCCACUCUUUCUCUCUCUCCAUCAGUGGCUGGGUCAAUCAAAAGCUUUAAUCUUUUACAAUCCAACAAAACACCCACUUCUGUUUCCCUUUUGGUUAAGCUAUUCUCAGAGUUUCUUCUUCUUUGUGUUUCUUCCAAUGGCUGCUAUUGCCCCAAGAUUCAUCAAGUGUGUGACCGUUGGGGACGGAGCUGUAGGGAAGACCUGCAUGCUCAUUUGCUACACCAGCAACAAAUUCCCCACGGACUAUAUUCCCACUGUGUUUGACAAUUUCAGUGCCAAUGUAGUUGUUGAAGGCGUAACUGUCAAUUUAGGCCUUUGGGAUACAGCUGGGCAAGAGGAUUACAACAGGCUGAGGCCAUUGAGCUACAGGGGGGCAGAUGUCUUUGUCUUGGCUUUUUCUUUAGUUAGUCGAGCAAGCUAUGAGAAUGUGCUGAAGAAGUGGAUCCCUGAACUCCAGCAUUUUGCCCCUGGCAUCCCAUUGGUAUUGGUUGGUACCAAAUUGGAUCUCCGAGAAGACAAGCACUAUAUGGCUGAUCAUCCAGGUUUGAUGCCCGUGACUACUGAGCAAGGUGAGGAACUCCGUAAACAGAUUGGAGCAACUUAUUAUAUCGAGUGCAGCUCAAAAACUCAGCAGAAUGUGAAGGGGGUUUUUGAUGCUGCAAUAAGAAUGGUGAUCAAGCCUCCACAAAAGCAAAACGAGAAGAGGAAGAAAAAACCACGAGGCUGUUUCCUAAACGUGUUGUGUGGAAGGAACAUUGUUCGUCUUAAAUGAAAGACUACAUUAGCAUUUCGUCCAAAGGUAGGUUUUAAUGUUAUGAAACAGUUGCACCGUAUAAGCAUGUAAAGAAAGCACAAAGAAGUUUGUUGGCUAGCUACCAUUUAUUUAAAUUAUUUUAUUUGAAUUUGAUCUAGUUUCAGUGUAUAUAUAUAUAUAUAUAUAUGAUAUGAGGUGUCAUUAUCUGAUAUUCAAACUAAACUAGCUUUUCAAAUUAUUACUAAUUAAAGCGUGCUGAAUUGUUGUAUUGUUCAUAAUCUCUAUAUAAAAGGACUCGUUGGGUGGUUCAUUAUUCAGAAUAGACCAAUAUCAGCAACUAUUUGAAAAACCUAUGCUUUUAUUGUACUUAUUUCUCAAAUGAUAUGACGUUUGAUCCCACCAUCCCUCUCCCUUCACCUUCU